Molecule: messenger RNA, 4867 nt
Organism: Cuscuta campestris
Lineage: Eukaryota; Viridiplantae; Streptophyta; Magnoliopsida; Solanales; Convolvulaceae
Source: the annotation of a GenBank genome assembly
GGACAUACUUUGGUGUUUGCCAAUUUGGUUGUGCAAGCACUAUUCAAGUAUACUCAUUUCCCUCAGAACUUGUUAGAGAUAAAAAAGAAAGUGUUCUUAAAAAUGCAAGCCCAUCAGCCACCUCCUCGACUCAAGAAUACUGCUGAUCCUAAUUUGCCAUGGCUUAUGGGUUUGAGAGCCCCAAAAGAGUAUGCAUGUCCCCUCUCAACCUCACCGUAUUAUCUUCCGCGCAAGAUGCGCGAAGAAGUCAAUUUAGAGGAGAUCUCAAUGGAUUUCGAUGAUUGGGUGUACAACUCCCCGAACAAAGACCUCUGGUCUUUUGCUUUCAUGAAGGACUGGAAAUUUGGAUUCUUGAGCUGUUUGGGCCGUGCAUUUUCUCUAUCUUCCUAUUAUAAGGAGGGCCUGCGUGCCAUUUUUGGGCAUGUAUAUACAGAAACCGUUGUUGGUGGAAGAUAUCGCCCAAAGUUGGGAACACUUAUACGGCAAUGUAAUGGUGUGAUCUCAAUAGAUACAUCAAACUCAUCCACUGAGCCUGUCAAUUCCAGUAACAUACUGGAGACCAUCGACACACUUGUUAUGCUGGUCAAACAUGUCAUCGACUUCGUGCCCCUCGAUAAACCUAGUGCGUACCCGGACGAGGUCACAAGAUUUUUCGAGUUAUGUAGAUUACCUCGAUGCAAGUCUGAUCUUGAAAUCCAAAGCCAACAAAUCAAUGCUACUUCCGCUCAGGUGCAGGCCACCAACGAGGGAGCCAGCAUCCCUGUGGCUGCUACCAUACCGGUCAUUUCAGCCCCGGUGUUGCCUUUGGGUCUGAGCUCUAUCCCGACGGCCAGCGUAAUCAGUCCCUUCGCGACCCCCGUCCCUUCCGCUGGACCGAGGGUUACGUUCCCACCAAGCAUGGCUCAGUUCAUGAAUGACCCAGCCAACCUACAAGCCAUCCAGGGCUUUGGCGCGGGAACCAUGCCCCUACAAUCUCCGAUGGCGGUGACGUCGUUCCAGACGCCGAUGCCGCAGCCAUCACCUUUCCAGUCCGAGCUGGUCAGCACCAUGGCCCCUGUAAACUUGACCGGCGCACUUAACGCCGCAGGGCCGUCGCGUCCCCCGCAAGCUACGAAUCCGCAGAUCACUCCUGAUGGUCAUUGCGUCUCAAUUGAGAGUGAUGACGGCGAGUGGGACAUUCCGAGGGCCCACAAGAAGAAGAAAGGAAAAAACAUCCGGCCAGCGGCCUCCCGAAACUCCGCCUUCGAAAGGCUGGGGGAUAGGGAGGAAGGCCAGAGGAAGUCAGCCAAGCAAAGGCUGGGGCAGAGCGUUGCCCAUGAGCCAGCGAGGACAAGGGCCUCCCACCAGGAAGAGGAGGCAGAAAGCCAGCCCAGGUUACCGGUGGCGAACCGGUUAACCAUCCCAAACGACUGCGUCCAGCAGAUGGAGGCAAAGCUGGAAAGGCUGGAAAAGAAGGUCGGUGAGAAGAAUGACCGGGACAAACCCCUGGCAGGGUCCCCGUUCACCACAAGGGUCCAUCUGACACCUUUCCCGCGAAAGGUCAAGAUCGACGCCCCCAGAUUCACCGGGAAGGAAGAUCCGGAAAUCCAUCUGGACUCCUUCAACCAGAGUGCGACCAUGAACGGUUGCACCGAUGAAGAAAAGUGCCUUCUUUUCUUCCAGACCUUGCGGAACCGAGCCACUGAAUGGGUCCAUCUGACACCUUUCCCGCGAAAGGUCAAGAUCGACGCCCCCAGAUUCACCGGGAAGGAAGAUCCGGAAAUCCAUCUGGACUCCUUCAACCAGAGUGCGACCAUGAACGGUUGCACCGAUGAAGAAAAGUGCCUUCUUUUCUUCCAGACCUUGCGGAACCGAGCCACUGAAUGGUUCAAUAAGCUUCGCCCGGGAAGCAUUGACUCGUUCAAUGAUUUGGCCUCAAAAUUCAAGGCCAAGUUCCAGGAGAAUUGUACUAAGAGGAAGAAGUUCACCUAUCUUAGUACAGCCGGGCAGAGGGAGUCUGAGAACCUUACUCAGUUCCUUACCCGAUGGAAGGAAGAGGUGGACAAGGUGGAAGAGAUGGAUGACAAGACUGUCCUCUCCCUCCUCUUGAAUGGCUUGCGUGCUGGGGAACUAUACAAGGAGUUCUGCCGGAGACCCCCAGCCACGUAUCAAGAGGCCUACCACACUGCAUGGGAGUUUGCUGAGGCUGAAACCCAGCUCCGGGCAAAGAGAGAAGCUGAGCAUGGCCACAAGCCCAAGCCGGUGCAAGUCAAGAAGGAAGAAGCACCGGGACCUAGCCGGCCAAGGCACCACUAUGACCCGGUCAUCCGAGUAGUCAAUACGGAAGAAUGCCAAGAAGUCCGGAAAGCACCGGACAUUCCUCCAGAAAACCCUACCGGUCAAGUAGGGCAGCAGUGGUCGGGCACCUAUUGUUCGUACCACAGGUCAGAUUCCCAUAACACCUCCGAAUGCAAAAGUGUUAAGGGAGUAAUCCGGCAGAUGAUAGACAAUGGAGAGCUGGGCAAGGAUUACUUGCAGAAAGCCCAAGAGAAGAGUCAUCAAUGGGUUAGGCCAACUGCCCCGGGAGAUGACCGGGACAACGACCGGCGGAGGAAUAACCGGCCAAGGGAGCGGCAACCUGCUCCCGGAAAAGAGCACAUCGGCAUGAUCUUCGGCAGACCCAAGGGUGGAGAUUCAGCCGCGCAGCGGAAGAACUGGGUCUGGAGCAUUUACGUUGGAGAGGUAAGUGCUGAACCACCCAGGCGUAAACAUACUAGGAGGGAGCCUAUCGUCUUUACUGACCGGGAUCUCCCUCCAACCGGUGAAUAUCACAAUGAUCCAUUGGUCAUCACCAGGGACAUUAAUGGGGUGGAUGUCGCCCGGGUACUUGUUGCCACCGGCAGCAGUGUCAACAUCUUAUACCUGGAGACCUUCCAAAAACUCAGGUUGUGUCGAACACAACUUGAACCCCUCAAAACCCCUCUCUCAGGCUUCACGGGGGACACCGUUGAAGCUGAAGGAUCCAUAGUUCUACCGGUCAAACUAGGAUCAGGUGAAAAGACCGUGUGGAAGAAGAUGCGGUUCAUAGUUGUGGACAUAAAAUGCGUCCACAACGCGAUUCUUGGAAGGCCGGGCAUCAAUAGAGUCGAGGCGGUGAUUUCCAUGCCUCAUCUAUGCAUGAAGUUCCACACUCCAGGUGGUGUGGGUGAGGUGAAGGGUGACCAGAGGAACGCCCGGGAGUGCUAUGCCCGGGCAGUCAAGAAAAUGACCAAGGGGGUCAAUGUCAUCUCCCAAGAGAUCACAAAGGGAGAGACCCGAGAGAAAUUGGAGCCCGAGGCCGAGACGGUGGAAAUCGAACUUCACCCGGGUGAUUCUUCGAGGAUGGUCAGAAUUGGAGCAAAUCUCCCCGAGGAUCUCAAGGUAGAGAUUACACGGGUCCUCCAAGAAUACGCGGGCAUAUUUGCAUGGAGCGUGGCGGAUAUGCCCGGAAUAGAUCGCUCUGUUAUCUGCCACCGGUUGGCCGUGAGGGAAGGAAGUCGACCGGUACAACAGAAGAAGCGGUACCUGGCCAGUGACCGGCGAGAGUUCGUCAAGAAGGAAGUGAAGGACCUCCUCAGUGUUGACUUACCGGUCAACAAGCCCGCUGAGCAAUGGUGGGAGAUGACAGUUGAUGGGGCAUCCGGUCCUAGAGGAUACGGGGGUGGUAUCGUGUUCACCACCCCAGAAGGGUUCAAGAUCUACCAUGCAAUCGUCUUCAACUUCAAGGUGACAAACAAUGAGGCAGAGUAUGAAGCUUUGGCUGGAGGGCUCAGACUUGCCCAGGCCCUGAAAAUCAGCCGGGUCAGUAUCAAAUCUGACUCUAGCCUGAUAGUUGGGCAGGUGACCGGUAACAUGGAAGCAAGGGAAGGACGCAUGGCACAAUACAAGGACCUUGUACUUGCCCUGUUGAAAGGCUUCGAAGAGUUCAAGAUCGCCCAGAUUCCCCGGGCGGAAAACGCGGAUGCAGACCUUCUCUCCAAAUUGACGCAGUAUGCUCCCGAGCAUGUUUCAAAACUUGCCCGGGUAGAGAUCCUUGACCGUGCAAGCAUCGAAAAAUUGGAAGUAGCCGCUAUAGCGGCCGGAAGCCAAUCUGACCGGUCAAACUUGGUCGGGGCGGACGACCAUUGGAUGUAUGAUCUGAUGGAAUAUUUGAUGGAUGGGAGCUUGCCAGAACAAGAUGACCGGGCAAGAAAAGGGAAGCUCAGGGCACCCCGAUUCCAAGUUCUUGAUGGAAAGCUGUAUAAAAGGGCAUUUGGGGGGCCACUCCUGAGAUGUCCAACCAACCGGGAGGCUGAGCGAGUCAUAGCGGAGGUCCACGAAGGCGUAUGCGCGGCGCAUCAAAUGUCCCGUACGCUUUCCCAGCGCAUCAUCUUGUUGGGGUAUUACUGGCCAACAAUUGUCCAGGAUUGUGAAAGGCUGCCCAUCGAAGCUGAAUUUCCAACGUUCCGGGAAUCAAGUUAUCAACCCCAGCAGAAUGAGGAAGAUCAGUUAGCCGAACUCAACUUGGUCGAAGAGCGGAAAAUGGCCGCGGAAGUUAAAAUGAGUACAUACCAACAAGUUGUGAAGAAGUACCAUGACAACAAGGUUGGGCCGCGGUACUUCCAAGUUGGGGAUGAAGUCCUACGAAGAAGAGAAGCAAGUAGACCCGCGAUGGAGGAAAGCUGGCAAAAAACUGGGAAGGCCCAUACAGGGUUAGAGCCAUCAUUCGACUGGGAACGUAUCGAUUAGAAACUUUAGAUGGUGUACCGGUAGAAAGAACUUGGAAUUCCCACCAUCUUCGCAAGUUCUACAAAUGAUUGUAAUAUUAGGCGAGGCCUAACUACAUUAUCAAUCAAAGUGAUGUUCAAUA